Molecule: messenger RNA, 543 nt
Organism: Amphimedon queenslandica
Lineage: Eukaryota; Metazoa; Porifera; Demospongiae; Haplosclerida; Niphatidae
Product: ras-related protein Rab-22A-like
Exons: 5
Coding region: 134-520 (128 amino acids)
Molecular function (GO): GTP binding; GTPase activity
Source: RefSeq, a predicted model, not a curated record
UGUAUACAUGUAUUAGCCAUCAGCUGAUUAGGAUUUCCAGAAUAGUUCUGCGCAUGCGCAUUACUAAACCCCGCCCAAACCCGCUAAGAGGUGGGGUUGUUCGAUCAGCAAUUCCACAGAUUCAGAUUCAACAAUGUCAGUGAGAGAAGUCAAAGUUUGCCUCUUAGGAGACGUUGGUGUUGGUAAAACCAGUCUCGUGGGACGCUUCGUUCAUGAUACUUUUAGUCAGAACAUAACGACCACUCUAGGAGCUUCUUUUAUGUCGAAAAGUCUAACAGUUGACAACAGCACAAUCAAGUUUCAAAUAUGGGAUACAGCUGGACAGGAGAGAUAUCGGUCGCUAUUACCAAUGUAUUACAGAAAUGCAGCAGCAGCCAUUGUUGUGUAUGAUAUAACAAAUGAAGGAUCAUUCACAGUGUUACAGGAUUGGAUAGCAGAACUACACAGACUAGGUCCACCUAAUAUUGUAUUAGCAAUUGCUGGAAAUAAAUGUGACCUUGAAGAUAAAAGAGAAGUAUGACCAGUAUAAUUGUAUAUGUACAU